Molecule: messenger RNA, 1222 nt
Organism: Papilio polytes (common Mormon)
Lineage: Eukaryota; Metazoa; Arthropoda; Insecta; Lepidoptera; Papilionidae
Exons: 1
Coding region: 174-1130 (318 amino acids)
Source: RefSeq, a predicted model, not a curated record
UGUUACAUAAUAAGUUAACAUAAAAUUAUUUUUAACAAAUCAGUAUCGUUCAUAAGAAGUUCACGAGUAUUCAAUACAGACUCUAAGCAAGUGGAAUCUUUAUUUUCUGACCUGUUCAGUACUAACACUCAGUCUUUCACAACCCAAGGAAGUAUACAAAAAGUGACAUAAAAAUGAAUGUAGCUGUAACUGGUGCGGCCGGGUACAUAGGACACCUGUUAGCAGAUGCUCUGUUGGCGAGCGACUCGCCUCUCAAGGUGGAAAGUCUCCUGCUGGUGGAUACUAUCGAACCGCGGCCUCGUAACGACCCUCGCGUACGCAGCCUGGCUUUGGACCUGACAGCACCCGGGGCAGCUGACCAGAUAGUAACAUCCGAUCGCCAGAUUUUAUUCCACCUUGCAGCAGUCGUCAGUGGACAUGCUGAAGCCGACUUUGAUUUGGGUCUGGCCGUCAAUUUUGAUGUCACCCGAGCUUUACUUGAAGCAGCUAGAAAACGCGCCAAAAAUAUGCGAUUUGUAUUCGUGAGCACGGUAGGUGUUUUCGGCGGUGACCUUCCGCCUGUCGUCUUAGACUACACUGCUGUUACCCCACAGACUUCAUACGGGGUAGGGAAAGCGAUGAGUGAGUUGCUGGUGAAUGAAUACGCACGCCGAGGGUUCGUCGAUGGGCUCGCUGUGCGGCUGCCGACAGUAUCGGUUCGUGGUGGCGUUGCUAACCGCGCAGUCACGUCCUUUGCCAGUGGAAUAGUUCGUGAGCCCAUACGAGGCGAGUGUGCGGUGUGUCCGGUGGAGGAAGCUCAGCGCUUGUGGCUUUGUAGCCCUAAAGUUGUUGUGAAAAACAUACUACAUGCGGGAACAUUGUCGGGCGCGCAGCUGGACCCAUGGCGGGUUAUCAAUUUGCCCGGCUUGACCGCCACCGUAGGAGAGAUGGUGCGUGCGCUACGUGAGGUGGCCGGCGAGGAAGUCGCCUCUCGCGUGCAGUUCGUUAAGGACGAGAUGAUCGCACGUAUGGUGGCCAGUUUUCCGCCUGAAUUUGAUACGACUCGUGCGAAUCGGCUCGGCUUCAUCGCGGAUAAUAAUUUUGCUGAUGUCAUUCGCAUAUUCAUCGAGGAAGAAGCCAAAAAGAAGUGAUAAAUACGUAGUACAUUCCAAUUUAGUAAGCAAACAUUGAACAUGUUAAAAAAAUACAUAUUUACGUAAUUAAAAAAAUUACGAUUUGUCAA